AUGCGCGAGGGUGGCUCAGCUGCAAGAUGUGGGAAGGGCGACGGCCGUGGUGCUGGACGGCGGCCGGCGCCGGUGCAGUGGAACCAGAUCGAGUUGGGACCAGGUACUUCUACAAUAAGCAAUUUGGAAGCACGGAAAGGAGUCCGCCCCUUCCUCCGCCUGACGGCCUCCCCGCUGCCGCCGGCGGCGCCUGCCGCCUCCCUGGCGCCGGUGCCCACCCCCAGCCCUCCCUCCCCCUCCCCCUCCUCCCCUACCCUCGCAGCCCCCAAGGUCCCAGCCAUCGCAGCCCCUGAGAUCCCAGCCGGAUCUGGUGCGGGUCCUACGCCGCCGCCUUCGUCGUGCUCCGUCACCUCGGCCCCCGCCACCAACCCCACCGGAUCCGGCGUGGUGGCUCCUCCACGUCCAUCCCCGCCUACUCUGUCGCCGACAGGACAAGCCACGCAGCUGCCCCCGGAUCCCGCCACUUCGCACUCCGUCGCUGCCGGAUCCGGUGCGACGCGGCCCUCCACGCCCGCACCGACGUCGCCGGCGACGACGGGCCCCGCCUUCGCUCCCGACGCCGGUCCCCCGCCGCCGCCACCAGAGGUGAAGAUGGCCACCUCAGGAACCGGCGCGGGAUCUCUGUGGGCCCUACUGCUGCCGACGACGUCGAGCCCCAACACCGUGGACUACUCGCUGGUGAUCGUCGAGGACGUCUCGGAUGGCGAGGACGAGGCUACUCCGCCGGCCGGUGCGGUGGGAGCUGCCACCCAGCCGGCGGGCCCUGACCCCCUCGACCUCCUCACUGUCAAUGCCGGCCGCCCAGAUCUGGCUGCGGUGGGGGUUGGGCCGCAAGCAGCCAUGGGAGCCACCACGCCUGACAGCUGCUCGUCGCCCCCGUCCGGGUCUGGGGGAGCGAGCCCUUCCUCUCUCUCUCACCGGACGCAGCCCCGUUCCACCCAUGUCGUUCUGGUGGACGCACGAAGAGCCGUUGAUGGGCGGAUGAAGACGGCGAGGGGUCCGACGACGACCGCCCCACAUCCUACCUCGAUGCCGUGCGUGAACCAGCAUUGCCAGUGGCUGCGUCCCCAUCGCGCACCCAGACUCGUCCAGUCAUGGCGCAAGGUCGAGGUGGAAUGGGCGCUAGACGACAAGAACCAGGGCGAAGACGGAGGAGACGCAGCCGGCUUGCCUGCCCGGCCGGUGGAGGGUCGUAUCCCUGCCCGUCAACGCCUUGGCCGCCAUGGGCAGAUCUCCGCCCCCAACGCGGAUGGGUGGCGGGAAAUUCUCCCACGGCUGGAGGCGCAACAUGCGGUCAUCAAGGUUCAUCAUCGCCAAGAAUAG
Messenger RNA from Panicum virgatum (switchgrass), 1323 nucleotides. Its product is annotated as vegetative cell wall protein gp1-like. The record is from RefSeq and is a predicted model, not a curated record. Bases 1 to 1323 code for a protein of 440 amino acids. NCBI's taxonomy places the organism in Eukaryota, Viridiplantae, Streptophyta, Magnoliopsida, Poales, Poaceae. The transcript is spliced from 2 exons.